AUGGCGAAAGUAAAUGAAAGUGACAGAGACAGUUCGCCGCGAGGAGGUAGAAAGGCCCCGCGCUCUACAAAGAAGGAAGAAUUCGUAUCAUUUACAAUAAACCUUUUUACCUUGGAAGUUAGUAAGGUCAGAAAUGGAACUAUGUCGAAUCCUGUUGUCUAUAUAAUCGAUAGUGAAGAAGAAGAUAAAGACGUUCCAGAGGUUAUUGAAGACGACGAGGACGAUGUAUUAUUGAAUACAACGUUUGACUUUUCCCCUCCGGAAGUCUUGAACAGAUUAAGAGACGGAGAUGAAACGGAUGAAACAGGACCACGACGAGGCACGCGGGUCCGAAAAACUAUUGCUCAUACGGGUUUCGUGCCAACGGUCGAGGCCAUACCCCCGCGAGGUAGGGUUCGAUCGCAGGAAGAUUACGCGAAAAACGACAAACCAUCGUAUCAGUUCUCCUUAUCGUCAUUGUUACGCGAAAAGAAAGAGAGGGAUAGGUCGGGAUAUAAUAUCGAAUUUCUUGAGAAAAGCCUCGAUAAUGACAUGGAAUUGGGCGAUAUUGACGAUCCUUUCACUGACUUUGAUCUAGAGAGUGUGACAACGAACAUUAUUCCCGAGUAUCGAAGGGAACAUUUACAAAGGAUUAUCGCAGAAGAACAAAGGACUUGUUUUGAGCGACAAUUAAACUUUUUUGAAUCAAUACCCGAGAGAUUGCCUGAUCCAAUAUUGGAUACAAAUGAUUUUUUGGCAAGGGAUACUGUAUAUAGGCUUUUAUUGGAAGCUUCGUUUGUAGAUGACGCAAGCACACACGAAAUCCUUUGCAGUAAUUGGAUUUCUCAGCAAUACAAAGUCGGUUGGGAAUUGCCUGUUGAAGUGGUCAAAUGGUUGCUCAAAGUGGUCAGUUUUGAAAGUAAUGAAAUUUUUGCAGGAGCUGCAUAUCAUACACUAAAACGACUAACAGAAAUAUGUACAAGUGCAAAGAUGUCUUCAUGUGAAAUCAGGAUACCGUUCCUAUUUAUAUUUGAGAUAUUGGAAGAAUAUGGUGCGCCACCGGCUCUAUUGGGAUGCAGAUGUCGUUUGACGGAACGCGCUAUUCAAAUGUCUUCUGUGCCGGAAUCAUCUCCUUGCUGGGCGUACUUGGACAAUCUACGGUUAUUAUUACGAAUAAUGGUUCCAUUGGUCGGAAUCAAAUGGCUGUCAUUCUCAGCUGAUGACGAUAUAAGAAAGGCUAUUAGUGCACUUGUUCGUCUGUCAUUUGACGUACGUUUGCGGUGCAUAUCAAGUGAUUUAGAGCUUGCAAUAGGUUCUCUUUUGGAUGCCAUUGAUGGCUCGCAAUGGACCGCGCAAGUGAAACUCCUCUGCAAGGAUAUAACAUGGUCCAUUGGCGGUUCACUAUACUUUAAUAUAGCAUUAUUGGAACGUUUACCCGUUUCUAAGCGUGGUCUAUUAUUACGUCGAUUACUGGCCUUUAAUUUCCUACUCUCCAAGAAAGCCAUACCUUGGAGUCUUGACAAAAUAGACGUAUCUCAACCCAUAUCGCUCGAACCAAUUUUGAUACUCUUUUCGGAUUCAUCACCAACAUUCAAGAUUACCAAGAACACCGACUAUGACGAGCUGGCAAUGUUAGUAUCCAUAUUAGGAUUUGCACUUGAUGAUGAAAGUCAAUUGCGACAAAACAAGCAAGUCACUGAAGAGUUAAUUAGCAAGAUAAAGCAACUUCAGGGAAAGAUAGUCGACCACAAAGCUGCCUUUAUAGAUCGAACCAAGUCAAAAGAUGUUAUACAACGACUAUUCAUGAGAUUAUACUACGUGGUGAGGGAUGAAAGAAGAAGCAGCUCUUCCCUAAAAAAUUUUACUUCCUCUAAAAAUACGCAUAAUCCAUUAAACGUUAUGUAA
Molecule: messenger RNA, 1884 nt
Organism: Paraglomus brasilianum
Lineage: Eukaryota; Fungi; Glomeromycota; Glomeromycetes; Paraglomerales; Paraglomeraceae
Source: the annotation of a GenBank genome assembly